Molecule: messenger RNA, 534 nt
Organism: Symbiodinium pilosum
Lineage: Eukaryota; Dinophyceae; Suessiales; Symbiodiniaceae
Source: the annotation of a GenBank genome assembly
AUGUCAUCUCAAGAGAUUCGGCUGGCCAAAAAACGGUACGAGGACGAGGGGUUGAAGCCAUCCCAAAUUGCUGACCGCCUUGGGCGCAACGACUCUAAUAUCACGCGUCUCUCCGUCAAGCAGCUUCCUCGUAAAGAGCAUGGUCGUCGACAUCUACUUUCCGAGCCUCAAGUAGAUCUUCUGGUUCGCCGUCUACAUGAGCCCGUCACCAAAGCGAACGCGGAGUACCAUGUCACUGCGCAGAUGCUUCGGAAAUCAACCAAGGAGCGCGUCAUUCUGCAAGCUCUUCAUGCUCGCGGCAUUUAUUUUUGCAAAUUACGCGAGAAGCCCCUGUUGACUGCAGAUGACAUUCGUGCUCGGUUCGCCUUUGCGAAGAAGUUUAAGGGCAAGCCUGCGUCGUGGUGGAACAACCACAUCCAUGCCUUCUUGGACGGUAAGCACUUCAAAACCUACAUCACCUCUGAUGCACGGAAACUGGCUGCCAACAUUAACAUCGCACAUUUGCUGUGUAUCGGGCUCCUGGACUUCGUCUGA